Alternaria rosae is the source of this 870-nucleotide messenger RNA. RefSeq names its product ras family-domain-containing protein. Gene Ontology annotation, cellular component: plasma membrane. Gene Ontology annotation, biological process: signal transduction. Bases 1 to 870 code for a protein of 289 amino acids. The record is from RefSeq and is a predicted model, not a curated record. The transcript has 7 exons. NCBI's taxonomy places the organism in Eukaryota, Fungi, Ascomycota, Dothideomycetes, Pleosporales, Pleosporaceae. Gene Ontology annotation, molecular function: GTPase activity; GDP binding; GTP binding.
AUGUCGCAACGCGAGUACCACAUAGUCGUCCUAGGUUCUGGUGGAGUCGGGAAGAGCUGCCUAACAGCGCAAUUCGUGCAGAAUGUAUGGAUAGAGAGUUACGAUCCUACCAUUGAAGAUUCAUACCGAAAGGUGCUUGAUGUUGAUGGCCGCCAUGUCAUUCUGGAGAUUCUGGACACUGCAGGCACGGAACAGUUCAGUAAGGAACUGUAUAUGAAAACCGGUCAAGGGUUCCUUCUCGUCUUCAGCAUAACGUCGGCAUCUUCGUUCUGGGAACUGGCAGAGCUUCGGGAGCAAAUACGACGAAUAAAGGAAGAUAGCAACGUUCCCAUGGUCCUCAUCGGCAACAAGUCAGAUCUAGAAGAAGACCGAGCAGUGCCACGCCCACGCGCCUUUGCAAUUUCCCGUGAGUGGAACAUACCAUACUUUGAAACCAGUGCUCGAAGGAGAGCCAAUGUGGAUGAAGCCUUUGUCGACCUCUGCAGGCAAAUCAUCCGCAAAGAUCAACAGGAACGGCAGCGCAUGGCCCCACCCGAUUCACCCAGACCUGGCCCAAGGUCGCGGACGCAUACUGGAAGGCCUAAGCGCCGGGGACACCGACCGCAUUCGGCAAUUAAUUCCCUUUUCCAUACGGGCAUCGUCGGCCAGGCCGUCAACUCUGUCAAGAACGCCGCCAACUACGUCUCCGAGUCCAUCCAGGGCCAGUCCGCUGAGGCCCAGAAGGAGGCCAACAAGCAGCAGGCCAAGGGCAACGUUCCCGGACAGGACUCUCUUACCGACCGUGCCUCCGGUGCUCUUAGCGCUGCCUCCGACAAGAUGAACCAGGAGAAGCACGAGGGCUCCGCUGAGGCCAACAAGCGCUCCAUCUAA